AUGAAGAGUACAUUCGAUGGAUCAACUUUGAAUCUGAGGUUUAGUAAUGAGUUCAAUAAGGAUAAUCGCACAUUUUACCCAGGAGAUAACACGUUUUGGACGGGAGCGAAUAUCUGGUACGGAGCUACGCAAGACAUGGAAUGGUAUGACCCAGAUACCAUCACAACCGGGGGUGGAACUCUCCAAUUGAGCAUGGACUCUUUCUACAAUCACAAUAUACCAUUUCGAUCGGGGAUGCUGAAUAGUUGGAAUCGACUUUGCUUCAAGGGAGGAGCUUUUGAAGUUUCCGUAUCUCUGGCAGGCCCUGCUGGCGUUCCCGGUUUAUGGCCAGAUGUUUGGACGAUGGGAAAUCCUGGGCGACCAGGUUACAAAGCCACUACUGAGGGCGUUUGGCCUUACACAUACAACUCAUAUGACAUGGCCUCUCCUAUUUGCCUGGCUCAAAGCUCUCUUCCUGCUCUUGCAAAGGGGAAGAUCAUACAAAUCCAGCCAUCAGUCGAUCCUACCAACAGAAUCGGAAUCAUCACACAACGUUUCCAGGUGGCACCAUUCGACGUCUUUUGGUGGCAAAACUCGAAUUUCUUAGCCAUUCCAAACUACGACACGUCCCAAAUGAACGGUUACACCUUUCAGAGCAUAUUAUAA
Molecule: messenger RNA, 645 nt
Organism: Hyaloscypha bicolor E
Lineage: Eukaryota; Fungi; Ascomycota; Leotiomycetes; Helotiales; Hyaloscyphaceae
Product: glycoside hydrolase family 16 protein
Exons: 3
Coding region: 1-645 (214 amino acids)
Biological process (GO): fungal-type cell wall organization; (1->6)-beta-D-glucan biosynthetic process
Cellular component (GO): plasma membrane; endoplasmic reticulum membrane
Molecular function (GO): glucosidase activity
Source: RefSeq, a predicted model, not a curated record